UCAACCCGCGAGGCCGACUUCACCUCAAAUCCUGAAAAUCUUAUUUACUUAAACAAUGGCGCCAACCAAAGCAGAAAAGAAGCCCGCAGAGAAAAAGCCAGCCGAGAAGACCCCAGCUUCGUCGGAGAAGAAGCUUAAGGCCGAGAAGAAGAUCGCUAAAGACGGCGGCGACAAGAAGAAGAAGAAGGUCAAAAAGAGCACCGAAACUUACAAGAUCUAUAUCUUCAAGGUCUUGAAACAGGUUCAUCCUGACAUUGGGAUCUCCAGCAAGGCCAUGGGCAUUAUGAACAGUUUCAUCAACGAUAUCUUUGAAAAACUUGCUCAAGAGGCUUCCAAGUUAGCGAGAUAUAACAAGAAGCCUACGAUCACCUCACGCGAGAUCCAGACCGCCGUUCGAUUGGUGUUGCCUGGCGAGUUAGCGAAGCAUGCCGUAUCUGAGGGAACUAAGGCCGUAACCAAAUUUACGAGCUCUUAGAAUCCGAAUCGGUAAAUUUUGGGAUUAGGUUUACGUUUGCAGUUACGGUAACAUGUUGUGUAGAUUCUGGUUUCUCUGGUAAUAGGUGUAUCGAACUAAUAGUGUUAAUGAAUAACAAGUUCCUUCGGUCGAUUCUCUUCA
Molecule: messenger RNA, 616 nt
Organism: Cucurbita moschata (crookneck pumpkin)
Lineage: Eukaryota; Viridiplantae; Streptophyta; Magnoliopsida; Cucurbitales; Cucurbitaceae
Product: probable histone H2B.3
Exons: 1
Coding region: 56-475 (139 amino acids)
Biological process (GO): nucleosome assembly
Cellular component (GO): nucleosome
Molecular function (GO): structural constituent of chromatin; protein heterodimerization activity; DNA binding
Source: RefSeq, a predicted model, not a curated record